AUGAGAGAUAGCUCACCAAAACACCUGGGGGCACAAGGACAUACAGAGUUGGUGGAGUCCGUUCCAGAUGAAGUCACAUCCAACGUGAGCAGCAAGCUCACCCUGGAGGUGAGCCGCGUGGACGACAACGACAUCAUCACCUGCGCCGUGGACCAUCCCUCUCUGGCCCCCGGAGACAUGAAGACCCAGCUGACUCUGCGGGUGUUGUAUUCCCCAGACGUGCAGAUCCUGCCUGAGAGCAAUCUCCCCAGAGAGGGAGAGAAGUUUUAUCUCCAGUGUUUGGGCAACGGCAACCCUGAGCCUGCCGAAUACAAGUGGGAUAAGAAGGACGAAGUGCUCCCCCCACAGGCCAAAGUGGACGGUGCUUACCUGCGCUUCGAGAGUCUCAACAAAUCAGACAAUGGCGUCUACCUCUGCUACGCUGACAACGGCAUAGGAAACAGCCAGGGGGAGUACACUCUCCUGGUGCAAGUUACCGUCGGGGUGAUCGGAGUUUACAAUUUCACAGAGAACAUUCCAGACCCCACAGCCAUGUCGACGUCUUCGGGGGUGGACCACGCCGUGAUCGGAGGGGUGGUAGCUGUUAUCGUCUUCAUCCUGCUCUGCCUCCUCAUCGUCCUCGGCAGAUACCUCAUCAGACACAAAGUGUUGCUUCCAUCUGUCUCCACACCUUCUCUGCCCAUCCAUCUCCUCUUCGCUGCCCUCCUUUUUCUCAUCUUCCCUAUUGCUCCCCCCUCAUCCACUCCUUCCUCACCCAACCCAGCUUUUCUACCACUCAUUUCCCCAAUCUGGUAG
Messenger RNA from Notothenia coriiceps (black rockcod), 795 nucleotides. Its product is annotated as cell adhesion molecule 3-like. The transcript has 8 exons. Gene Ontology annotation, cellular component: presynaptic membrane. The record is from RefSeq and is a predicted model, not a curated record. Gene Ontology annotation, biological process: homophilic cell-cell adhesion. The coding region runs from base 1 to 795 and encodes 264 amino acids. NCBI's taxonomy places the organism in Eukaryota, Metazoa, Chordata, Actinopteri, Perciformes, Nototheniidae.